CGUUCAAGCAGGGAGCACAUUGCACGCGUUUCGUUCCCAUCGAGAGAGAGACACACACACAUAUGUAUACUUAGCGCGUCGACUGACUCUGUGUGUGUCUGUUUUCCCCCUUUAAUUGUACGUCUUCAUACGCGCGCGUCUCUCUGUGUGUGUGUGUGUGUGUACGUGCGUGCGUGUGCGUGCGAAGCGUGGCGUGAGUGUUCAUUGGUGUGUGUAAAUUUUUGGGCAAAAGCGAAAGAAAGCAAACAGAAACACAGAGCCCCAGUGACAGGUUCAGGUUACGCGAACGCCUUGCGAACCGGUUAAACUUAAAGUUAUUCCUGCAAACUCCUUUUGGAGCUGCCGCAGGACAUCGCAAAACUUUACGCUUAUCUCGCGUAAACAAAAUUAAACGAGCAAAGAAUUUCGGUCAAAGUAACGUAACGUCGAAAGAAUAAAGCUUAAACUCAACACUUGCUACACAAAAAUGUCUACAGUAGCAAGCAGCAACAGGAAAUCAACGAAAUUGUCGUCACUCUAAUCAAGUGGAAAUUUGAUUAAAGAAGAGAAAAGCGAAUUUAAUAAAUUUGAAAAACUCAAUAGCCGAGAAACGAACGGCAGGAAAAAGAGAGAAAGAAAAGCUGCUGCUGUACACAAAAAAAACGAAAACGAAGAAGAAAAAUUAAGUGCGAGUAUAUCAAAAGGUAACAGCAAAGGAAAUCAACACGCACGCACAUGAGCGAACCUGUUGUAUGUUGUAUGUUGCUGCUGCUUUUGCAACGAAAACGUAGCAAACAUUAAAAGUCAGCGAAGUGUGAAACUCCAAAACGAGAGGAGAAAAGCGAAAAAGGUUUGCCAAAACGAAUACAAAACAAGACAGAGCUGAACAUAAACCAAUAAUAAUACUCUGACGCAUUAUAUAAAAGGAGUAACGAAGUGAAUAAAAUGCUCAAAACCUCGAAAUAGAAACCACAAAACGAAGUAACUAAAAUUACACUCUACGAUUAUUAUUUAGUACAACUAAAGCAACAACUGAUUGCAGCUGACGAGGACUUGCCACACGGGGCAAGGACAUUCCAUAUAUACUUCUGGGCGCUGUGCUUGCUUCGACCAAAGCACGAAAUUAAGUGGAGAUUAUCAGAAGAUUAUAUUUUAAUAGCAUUUCAAGCUGUUGCCUUUCACGGCGAACACAAUCCACAGAAGAAGGACAGCGACAGGACUUCAACACGGCAAACGGAAACGGACACCGCAAAAAAAAGAACUGAAAGGGAGACUACAAUAGCGCAACAAAAAUACAUUAUAACCAUGUGCUAGUGUCCAAGUGUGUGUGUGUGUGAGUGAGUUUCCACAAGUGCGGCUUAUUACACAGGCCUCCGACCAUUCCAGGAAUUUUUUGUCGGCCAACAACUAAAGCGAAACAUAAACGCGUUUAGAAAUUGAAAUAAAGCAAGCAAACGUUGUGUGUGCUGUGUGUUGUGCUGUGUAUCUUAGGCAAGUGUUGUAACCGUGUGUGUGUAGAAGCAUAAUAUAUAAUUAAAACAUUAAGCAUACGUCGUGUGGCCGAACGAGGAGAAAUGGCAACAGUUUUUGCCAGGACUGAACUGAACCAACUUGAUCUGUGAACUGAGUUGAGCUGAAGAACUGGAGCGUGAGCGUGGCUCCCAAACUGAAUACUUAACAGCUCGUGCAUUUGGCUACUUUCUUGAACGGCGAAGGUUGUUAGACAAACGAAGACAGGUGGCACGGAAGCGACAAGUUAUUAGGACAAAAGCAGCAACCAAACGAGAAAAGCCGACUCUAUUAACAGAGCAAAGAGGCAACACCAAAACAAAAAAAGCAAAGAGAAAUAGGGAAAUGCUAAAGCGAGUAACUCAAGUGGGAGGCAAAUCGAAUCGUUAAGCGGCUGGCUGCCAAUGAGACGGCAGCAAGGAGCUGUAACUGGCACUUGACUGGGCCACAACAAACACACACAGAUCCACACACAACUCACAACAUCGAAAGCGGAUUGCGAAUUUGCGAUAUUGACACAAGGAAAUCGUUAGCCGGCUUAGCCUUUAGCUGGCAACCGAAGGCGACGAGGCGCAUUUAAAAUUAAAAAUAAAAUAUAUAUAUAUACUAGUAUACUAGAUCAAUCUAGAGGACAAAGUGUUAUGCUAAUGCCAACGACAGCGACAGCACCAUGAAUAUUACAUGAGCCGGGCAGCUAAGCCAGCCAAAGUGAUGACAAUAAGCACCAAGAUGACGCCAGUCAUUGACUAAAACCUCAUCAAAAAACAAAAGAAAGCAAAGGAGAAAUACAAAACGAGCAGCUGCUGCAACACUUUGAAGCCGACAGUCAAGAGUCGAGAUUGAGUGUCGUGCAUUCCAUCAAGAUGACGGAACUGCGUCGUACAAAUGGCCACGAUGCCUCCUCCGCAGCACCUCGACUGCAUAAACAGCAUUCGCUGCGCGAUCGUCCAUCGUCGACGCAUCCAUUGUUGCUGCACUCGCUGGCGGAUCAUGGUUGCAACUUGAGCAGCGGUGGCAACAGCGCCGCCAGCACCAGCAGCAGCACAGCGACUGCGACGACAGCUCUAGGAUUGGGAUUGAAUUCAACUGGUGGCGGGCGAUUGAAUAGCGUUGAGUUUGAUGAGCAUGACAUUUAUUAUGUGUCGCCAUCGAAGCGAAAAGCUGGCGUUGCACCUGUGGCCACCGCAUUGCGUCCGUCUGCUGCCUACGAUGGCAACAUUAACAGCAGCGGCGGUGGCAACAACAACAAUCACAAUGUGGUCACAUUUUCGGAUUAUGUGAGCGAACGCGGUGUCUCCAAUAGCUGUUCGACAGCCUCGUUUGCCACAUCGCAUCGCGGCUCCUUGAAGCGUGCCAAGGGACGCAGCAAUCAAUCGCUGUGCAGCUGCGAUGCCGGCGACGAGGCGCAACUGCAACCGGAUGCGGCACGGCCACUGUACGAGUACAGUUUGGAGCGGCGACGCAAGACGCACACCUACACGUGUGAGCAGAAUGCACAGAUACUCAUGAGACUGGAGCGCGAACGUAAUCGUAAAUUAUCGCUGACUUCGCUGGGCGGCAGCAUUGGAGUUGAGCUGCAGAGCGACACGCCCAGCUUGUCGGAUGUGGAUGUCAUACCGCCAGUGCCGCCUCCGCCAACCCUCAAGCGCAACGGCAGCGUGCGCAGCUUGCGACUGCUGCAGCAGCUGCAACAACAGCAACAGCAGCAACAACAACAACAACUGCACAAUGGCAGCCAGAAGGGCAACAACAACAGCAUGGCGUUGGGCAUGGCGCAGCUGUGCAGCAGCGAUUUGCUUGAGGAUUGCACCAAAUCGGCGCUGGAUGAAUGCGCUGCAACAUUGCUGAAGUGCACGACGAAUAGCAACGGCAGCAGCAUAAAUGCCAAGCCCGAUGUCUGCCAGCCCACGGGCCACGCCCACAGUAAGCCACAGUAUAAGCAUAAAGCAUCCCCGCCCUUUGCCGCACACGAGGAGGAUAACAUCUUUACGCCACACUCACAGAAAUCGGAUCCCAGUUUGUGCUUUGUCCCAGCCACAGCGGCAGCAACUGUUGUUGGCGCUGCAACUGCAACAGGAACGGGAACGGGAUCGGGAUCGGGAACGGGAGUGGCAACUGUUGCUGCUUCAAGCAAAUAUAACACCAUCGGGCCGAGCAGCGAUUAUGCACGUCAUCUGGCCCACUACAGUCGCUACCUGCAGAAGCAGCAUCAGCAGCAGCAAUUGGCUCACUUUCAGCAGCAGCGUUGUCGCUGCUUCUCCCAAUCGCUGCUCAAUUUUCCCAGCAACAAUCAGCAACAGUCGCUGCAGCAGCAGCCGAUGCAACAGCAGCAACAUGUGCAACUGCAGCCACAUGACUCGAAGCAUAGCCUUGGCGUGUUGCAACAACUGGGACAACCGGCGCACAUCUUUCAUACGAACAGCAUGGACUGGACACUGCCAAUGAAUAGUCGCAGUUUUGGCAAUUUGGUUGAUAUUGAUGGCAGCGUUAACGGUUGCCGUGUGCCAUAUCAGAAAAUGCAGCAAUCAUCGGCGCUGGCCUCCUCCAGUUUCACCAUGAAUUCCUUCGACAGUGCCCAUAGCAGCGGCAUGCUUGGCAAAGAGCGCGAGUCGCAAACAUUACCAACCUCCCAAUCGCAACUUCAUUCACAUUCGCAUCCACAUUCGCAUCAUUAUCAUGCGCACGAUGUGGCACAUUCUCUCCUGCAUCAUGCCACUGUUGGGCCAGGCGGCGCCAUUCCGGCCACACCGCAGAAACAUCAUCAGCUGCACUCGAGCGUCACGAGCAUCAUGCCAUGGAAGCAUCGACAGUGUCCUAGUCGCGGCUCAUCCAGUUCGGGCACAAAUUCAUUCCGCUUCGAUGCAGCCAAGCAUUGGCUGGCAGUCAGCUCAAUACUCUUGAUAAUUGGCGCUGCCAGUGUUGCUGUGCCCCUGGCGCUACGUGUUGCAGCAAGUGCACCAUUUGAGGAGCGUCUACGCGUUGCCGUACAACUGUUGGAUCAAGUGCCUUUAAUCGAUGGGCAUAACGACUUACCUUGGAAUAUACGCAAGUUCCUGCACAACAAACUCAACGACUUCAACUUUGAUGAGGAUUUGCGCAACGUGGCGCCCUGGGCACGCAGCCAAUGGAGUCACACGGAUCUAACACGACUGAAGAAGGGACGCAUAUCAGCGCAGUUCUGGGCCGCUUAUGUGCCCUGUGAAGCGCAGCAUCGGGAUGCGGUUCAGCUGACGCUGGAACAGAUUGAUGUGAUUAAAAGACUUACCGAUCGAUAUUCACCGCAGCUAACCACCUGCACAUCAGCACAGGAAAUCAUCGAUGCACACAAGAACCAACAACUCUGCUCGCUAACUGGCGUCGAAGGCGGCCAUUCAUUGGGUGGCUCGUUGGCUGUGCUUCGCACUCUGUAUGCAAUUGGGGUCCGUUAUAUGACACUCACGUCCACAUGCCACACACCGUGGGCCGACUCAAGUUCAGCGGAUGCGCCGACCUUCAACAUGAAGCAUGGCGGACUCACCAUAUUUGGCAAGACAAUCAUACGCGAGAUGAAUCGACUGGGCAUGAUGGUGGAUUUGUCACACGUCUCCAAAGGAACGAUGCGCGAUGCUCUGGAAGUGAGCGAGGCACCCGUCAUAUUCUCCCACUCAUCCGCCUACGAGCUGUGCAACACAAGUCGCAAUGUCCAGGACGAUAUCCUGCAAGCGUUGGCCAAAAAUGGCGGACUCGUCAUGGUCAACUUUUACUCCAAGUUCUUGUCGUGCAGCGACAACUCAACUGUACAGGAUGCAGUCGCGCAUAUUAAUCACAUUAAGCGAGUCGCUGGCAUCGAUCACGUUGGCCUCGGCGCCGGCUACGACGGCAUUAAUUAUACACCCAAAGGCCUAGAGGAUGUUUCAUCGUAUCCGACGCUGUUCGCCGAACUUUUGGGAGGCGGUUGGACCAUCGAUGAGCUGACCAAAUUGGCAGGAGGCAACUUUCUGCGUGUCAUGCAGCAAGUGGAGAAGCUGCGGGAUGAUAAGAAGGCUGCCGGUAUCAAACCCUAUGAAGAUCAUCCCAACUUUCGCACUGACGAUCCAUAUAAUUGUACUUCCAGCUAAUUAAAUCUAAGCGCUAUCUUUAGAGAGGUUGUUUAAUAGGCCAACCUGGCUGAAAAUGCAACGAAAACAUUUUGGUGCAUAUAAAAACAAAAGAAAAACAAAACAAAGAACAGUAAUUGAAAGUAAAUUAAUGAAUGAAUAUAUGAUAUUUAAAUUAAUUACAUUCUAGUUAAAUAAGUGGCCUAGCUAUGGUUUGUAUAAGCUUUAAGUAUAUAUAAUAGUACUAAUAUAAAGUCUACUACCUAAGUCUUUGGCUAAAUUCCUUCUCGGUUCUAUGGACAAUUUUGCGAAUUUCGUUUUGGUUUUUAUGACAAUCUACAGACUGCCAAGAAAUGCACCCACUUACCGCAAAUUUAUAAAUUUAUAAAGCAAUUAUUUCAAAUUCCAACGGUUUUAUCUCCUACCUAUUCUACAACUAAACUCCCAUAUGAAAAUUCUGACUUCAAACUGGACCAACACAGAAAUAGAAGAGUACACGACUAAAGGAGCAGAAGAUGAUGCAAAAAACAAAUAAACAAACUUGUAUUUACAAUUUCCGUUUUCCAAUGUGAAUUAAUUUCAUUGUUUUUUAUAUGAAAACUACAUAUCAAUCAAGCAUGUAAUAAAAAAUAUAUAAAAAGAAAUAAAUCAUUUUCGUAGAUUAAUGUUUAAAUGCAAAUAAUAUUUGAAAAGUGGGAAAGCAUACACUUAAAUUAAAUAAUCUACUAUAAAUUAUAAAGUAAAUAUACAUAUAUAUAUAUAUAAAUAUUUAGAAAAUUAUUGGGCAUUGAUUCAAUGUUAAUUAAACAAUUAGUUCAAUUUUUCUAAGCAGUUUGCGAGCAGUUGUGUAUUAUGAAAUGCACAAAUACUGAGGGAAAAGUAAAUAGCGUAACAGACACUAAAUUAGUUGGUAAGCAAAGUGGGCGUGGCACAAGCUUCAAGUGCAUGCCACCUACUAUAUAUACCCAGUAUAGAGCUGUACAUAGGUUGGGUUGGACAAUUUCUAUAGCAUAAGUAUGUCAAAUAUGCGUAUUCUCUAUAUAUAUAUAUAAAUUUACUGUUAGACAAACAACACAAACUCAAACAAUUUCUCCCUGCAUUUCCGUAGCCUACGCCCCUUCUAUACAAAAAUAUGAGAAAAACAAUAAUUAAAAAAGCCACUCUGUCAGUAUCUCUGUACCUUCUAAACCUAAAAAAAAGAAAAAGUGAAAAAAAUCUAGUCAAAUGUGCGUAGUCUUAAGUAAAUAAAUUCAAUAAUUGUACAUUUUCUACGCAAAUGAAAACAAACACUAUUGUUACAAUUUUUUUAUGACGUAUUUUAUACGAAUUUUUGUAUGUGUACAUAGCGUUUUUACCUAUACCGUUUUGCUAUAAUUUAUAAACCUAUAGUUUUCUAGCAAAAAUUAAAUAUAUGUAUGAAUAUUACAAUUAUAAUUACAUUGUACUUAAAUAUAAUAUUAGUAAGUUGUUAGUCAAGCGUUAGUUCUUAGGCUAAACGCUUGCCUCGAAGGCGAGCCAUAAAAUAUCUGUAAAGUUUAUACAUGCAUAUAGUACAUACAUACAUACAAAACAUAUAUAGGAACUUGAUUCAAAUUACACAUACACCAACAACUCACAAAGCAAAUGUAAAAUGAAACUUAAAUUUAAAUUUUCAACCAUACUGUGUCAUACGUUGUUGUGUACGUUAAAACACACACAUGAAAUGCGCAUAUGUAUGUAAAUCCAAAUUGUAGUUAAAUCUUGAAAAUGGUAAAAUGUUUAGCGAAUAAAUUCCAAUAAAAUGACAAACAGA
Molecule: messenger RNA, 7356 nt
Organism: Drosophila nasuta
Lineage: Eukaryota; Metazoa; Arthropoda; Insecta; Diptera; Drosophilidae
Exons: 14
Coding region: 2352-5585 (1077 amino acids)
Biological process (GO): proteolysis
Molecular function (GO): metallodipeptidase activity
Source: RefSeq, a predicted model, not a curated record